Messenger RNA from Schistosoma guineensis, 1778 nucleotides. Lineage: Eukaryota; Metazoa; Platyhelminthes; Trematoda; Strigeidida; Schistosomatidae. The record is from the annotation of a GenBank genome assembly.
ACUCUGUACCUUUUAUCACAUUUCAUAAAAUUGAUUGUGAGAUAUUGCUAAUAGUCAAUAAGUUGUCUGAUCUAAAUUAACACUUACGUUGGGAUUGUGCAUAUGUAACAAAUUUAUUGACAUAAUCUUAUGAUCAGUGAUCAUUAGACUUUAAUGUGUUAUUUUACAAUAUAAGUUAUUCAAAUACCAAUCAGAUCUAUUACCGAUAGCUCCAUUAAUACAGUUUUAUAUAUGAUACUAGUGUAUGUAAGUUCAUAUUAAGUGAGUGAAUAACUUAUUUGUAGUUCUUAUUACUUUCCUAACUCAAUAACUUCGUACACAUUACAUUAUCUUUGUAAUUUCCCAGCUUUUCAUUUGUUUCACAUUAAAAUUUCACUCAAACAAGAUUCUACAUGAUAAUAACAUCCUAUUGGUUUCAUAUUUAGUCUUAACGGAUUCAAUCAAUGGAAGCACUACUUGCCUGUGUAGAUAUUCCUCCAGAUUGUCAUGAUGCUAUACCUCUCUUGAACUUGGAAAAUAAAUCUUUCUCCAAGUUUUUCAAGCGAAUCUUAAAAAGGCUAGAAAAAGGAGAGACUUGUGUUCAAAAGGCGUUGCCUAAAUUAUCAGUUAAUGAUACUGAAGAAGAAUCAGAAUACGUACUUAUUGGGACCGCUCAAGAGGAAAAUUCUAGAAUAUUAUUCGCACGACUUCCAAACUCGUCAGGGAGUAAUGAAGUGUACAAACUUCCAUUUGUUCGUUUCACCGUUCGUAGGACUAAUGAACCUAUAACAAAACAGAACCAGGAUGCCGCAAAUAACAGCAUUGAACCUUAUCUACAGGAUACUUUUAAACGUCUUGAUGAUAAAAUGGAAAAUUUUGGAGCACAAUUGUCUAAAUUGAUAGAAUCUUUAUCACAGAAACCAGCGCCUCGACCUCCAAGGAAAUCGCAAACACCCGCAGUAACUGCUAGUGCAUCAAAGCCUAACUUAACAUCAAAACCUAUAUUAGCUUCACAACUUUCACCUACUUCCACUUCUAAAUCAACACCAGCAUCCAUAAUGAAACCUGGAUCUAUACCAAAAAAUGCAUCCACUCCAAAGUCUAUGAUCAUAAAUCAAGCAAACUCUAUUGUUUCAUCCACUGAAAAUAAACUCAAAUCAACUCCGAUUAAAUCAUUAUCAUAUGGUCAAGUUUUAGAAAGCCAACAUUUAAAUGAAAGUGGGACUAAAAAGAAACAAAAUGAAUCAUCGACACAAGGUCAUAGUCAAAUUGAAAAUCCAAGAUUCGCUUCAAUGAUUGAUAAAGCUAUUGAUCAUGUUUUAGACCGUAUUAAUAAAGGGAAAGAUAUUAAAAUUGGACCGGUAUUCCAAGAGAGAUUAAGUUCUGUAAAUAGAUGCAAUAAUACACUUGAUCAUAUCGAUCUGUCGUCUAAUCGUGUUGACAUUGAUGAUGAUGAUGAUAACAACAACGAUGCCAAUAUCACUACUUAUAACCAUGUUGUAUAUGAUAGAAAUCAACAUAAUCUUAAUAUUAAACCUAAAAAGAAUUUAGUUGCCAUUUCACCAUGUGUAUCAUUUAUGGUGAAACCAGUUCAGAGUAGUGCUGGUAACAACAUCAAGCUGAAUAAUACUAAUAAUAGAAAGGAUCAAUUAUCCACUGAAGAUUAUGAAGAAUUAGAAUCAUUUUUACAAAACGAUUCUGUCAUAAAUCAUGUUCAUUAUUCAACUGAUUAUGUUGUUGUUGAUGACAAUGACCGAAAACAUAAACACAAAAAACGGAAAUAUACAAAUGAUAAUUAG